UCUGGAUCAACCGUGUACCGUGUCCGAAUGCCGGUGGAUGCUGUUGGCACCGGUGGCGUGUCCACCAGUAAUAUAAAGACAAGUUUCUUGUACAAGUCGUUCCAUCGGAAAUUAAAGGACGUAAAAUUGGGUAAUCGGAUGUAGCGGUGGUCCAACCGGUGAAUUAAAAAAAUACGCGAAUACGCCUCAUGGCCUCAUGUUUAAAACAGCUGAUGGUUGUCACUUGUCACAAUGCGUCAAUGUAAAGUAUAAAAUAGGAAGUGGGAAGUGUUGUGUAAGUUGUGGUGUAAAAUAUCAAAUAGGUCAGAGCAAUAGAGCAUACAAAUCCGGAUUUUUGUCUUGAAUGCAUAUUUAGGUAACAUAUAUCAUGUUUGUGUAACUGAACGCGAAAAUGAAUUACAUAAAAAUAAUUCAUGUCGGGCUGCUAAGAAGUAGCAAACUAUACCCAGCGGUGAGGAAUAGACCUGUGUAUGUAUGCCUUCACCCAAAUUGCUACAAUAAUAAUGAACAGAAACGUUACUACAAAAAUUUUGGGCACAAAGCUGAUAAAGCACCAAUGGUCUCAAAAAUCUGGUUUACGCUCCUUACUGUGUUAUUCAUUGCGCCCACUAUCAACUACAAAUGGAUAAAAGACUGUCUGUCUGUCAGAGCUGAAAGUGAACCAGUCAGUGAUAGCAUUCAAAUGGAUAACAAAAUUGAAGAUGAAAGUGGUGAAGAUGGGGUCAAGAAAAAAAAGCGGAAGGAAAAAGUUGGUUUUAGAGACAGGAAGAUAAUCGAAUAUGAAAAUAGAAUGAGAGCUUUCUCCACACCAGAUAAGAUAUUUCGAUAUUUUGCCACUGUUAAGCUCAUCCAGAAUGAUACGACUGAGGUAUACAUGACUCCUGAUGAUUUCUUGAGGGCAAUCACACCCGGCAUGAAACAACCAGAUGAUCAUAGAGUAUGAAAAUCGCAUCAGACACUUUUCGACUCCGGACAAAGUGUUCCGUUAUUUCGCUACCCUUCAAGUCCAAGGCGAUGACAUUUACAUGACUCCCGAUGACUUUUUGAGAUCUAUUACGCCGGGCAUGCAACAGCCAGAUGGACUGGGACUAGACCAAUAUAAAAAGUACGACCCCAAGACUGUCCAGGAAAAACUUGAGCUUAAACUAGACGAGGAUAGCAUAUUCUACAAAUUGGGAAGUUCUGGACUAAUUACGUUCUCAGACUACAUUUUUCUGCUGACUGUAUUAUCAACUUCUCGACGCCAUUUUGAAAUAGCAUUCCGCAUGUUCGAUCUCAACGGAGAUGGUAAUGUGGAUUGUGAAGAAUUUGAAAAAGUUGCUACACUGAUAAGACAACAGACGAGCAUUGGAUCGAGGCACAGGGAUCAUGUGAAUACUGGAAAUACAUUCAAGGGAGUAAAUUCAGCACUAACAUCGUAUUUUUUCGGCUCCAAUUGUAAAGAAAAACUGACCAUUGAGAAAUUUCUUGACUUUCAAGAGAGAUUACAAAGAGAGAUUUUGACAUUAGAAUUUAAAAGAAAAGGUCCGGACGAAAACGGCAAAAUAAGCGAAGCUGAAUUUGCAGAACUAUUACUCGCCUAUGCUGGUUAUAACCAAAAGAAGAAAUCAAAAAUGCUGAAAAGGGUAAAAAAGGCUUUCAGGGACCACGGCCAAGGAAUAUCUCAAACGGAUUAUUUGAACUUUUUCCACUUCUUGAAUAACAUAAACGACGUAGACACGGCUUUAACGUUUUACCAUAUUGCCGGAGCAGCCAUCGAUGAACCAACUUUGAAGCACGUUGCCAGAACUGUUGCACACGUUGAUCUCAGCGAUCACGUGGUCCAUGUAGUGUUCACCAUAUUCGAUGACAACUUGGAUGGCCAGCUUAGUAAUAAAGAAUUUAUUGCUGUGAUGAAAAACAGACUAUUGCGCGGCCUUGAAAAACCCAAGGAUACAGGCUUCAUCAAGCUGAUGCACUCAAUUGUAAAAUGCGCUAAAGAAACCCUUAUGGAUUUGUAGAAUACGCACAUACUAUGUUAUGUAAUUAUGCUGCUACUCACCUACCUAGUGAAUACACUUAAACCAAAUCCAAGCUUCUAUGUCAUUAAAAUAGAUAUUAUAUGAGGACUGUUUUUUAUUUUAAUUUGAAAUAUAUUUUGCUUCUGUAACA
Acanthoscelides obtectus is the source of this 2151-nucleotide messenger RNA. The record is from the annotation of a GenBank genome assembly. NCBI's taxonomy places the organism in Eukaryota, Metazoa, Arthropoda, Insecta, Coleoptera, Chrysomelidae.